CGCGAAUUAGUUGAAUUUGAAUCAAUAAGAGUGUUACAACUCCCUCGAUCAUUUACUCAUUUGGGAAUAACAUACUAUUAUAAUUAACAAUAUGCGAGUUACUAUUGUGAUUUUUGUCGCACUCUGCCUCGUGGCUCUUACUUUUGCAUCUCCAGCCGGCAAAAAGCAGGCCCCAGCAUGUGCACGUGAUUGCGGCGAAAAAUAUUCACCACUAUGCGGCAAAGAGAAAAAUGGCAGCAAGUUGCUUACAUUUGGAAAUGAAUGCGUAUUGUUGCGUUUUAAUUGCGAACAUCCCGAUGGACAAUAUAACAUAGAUAGCGUAGGGGAAUGUGCCGGCAAUGUUAGCGUGCGCCUCUCCUAAAACAAGCCUUCUUAUAUGGUUUUAUUGAAAUGUGCAAUUAAAUUGAAGAAAUAAAUUUAUUUCAAUACGUGUAUUGCGUAAUAA
This is a messenger RNA of Bactrocera neohumeralis, 445 nucleotides long. RefSeq lists its product as uncharacterized. Gene Ontology annotation, molecular function: protein binding. The transcript is spliced from 3 exons. The record is from RefSeq and is a predicted model, not a curated record. NCBI's taxonomy places the organism in Eukaryota, Metazoa, Arthropoda, Insecta, Diptera, Tephritidae. Bases 92 to 361 code for a protein of 89 amino acids.